AUGCCUGCGGGGGAGGGCGGUGAAACAGCCACCCCGAUGGCAGUAGAUUCAUCCGCACCAAACGCUGCGGCGGCCACCUCGCCAAGAGCUAGUUCUUCUGCCAAGAGCAAUGGAGCUGUUCCGUCCGCGGGCGGCGGCGACGGCGGCGGCAGGGCACGUCGCUCGAGCUCUGUCGUGGUCUACCCCGAAAAACACGAUGCCGGCAAGCCCAAAGUCUUCGCCCGUCAGUCCUUCGUCGCUUCCGGAGAGGAGGAAGAGAUGGCCGACACCAUCCUCCAGGCCCGCCAGCUGGCCGGCCAGAGACGCCGGUCUACCUUCAACGCCAACAAGAAGACCGCCCGGGAGGGAGAGAUCGCCCAGGUGGCGCAAAACCUGGCCGCGCGCCGGGACUCGUCUGCCGCGGCGACGGUCAAUGCCGCUGCUGGUGCUACCGCCAACACUGCGACCGCAGCGGCCGGUGUUGCGGUCGACCCCGCGGACGCAGAUGCUGUGGCGCGACGGAGGUCUUCCGUCAUGAAGCUCCCGGACAACCUGCGCGCUCUUGUGCAGCAGUCCGACGCAAGCGGGGUGCAGAAGAAGACCGAGUCGCCGUACAACCCUCAGGGCGCCAGCGACGACAAGGCUCAGACGACGACGACCGACAACACCGCCACGACUUCGUCCCUCAACAACACGGGAAGCUCGACCGCAAGCACCGGCAGCACCAGGGGCCGAGGUUGGCUGUCCAACGUCAUGACCUUCAUCCGCUGGAAAAAGGUGCCGAAUAGCGACAGGAAGAGGGCAUCUCGAGGAGGUGGGGGCGAGGAGGGGGGCACGCCGGGUUUGUCCCCUACCCCGGGGAAAGGGGGGCUUGGCAAGAAAAGGCGCUCCCUGCUGCCCAAGCAGCUGCCGGAGUUCGCCGGCCGCAAACAGCUCAUCCUCGACCUGGACGAAACGCUAGUCCACUCUUCGUUUAAGCCCGUGCCGGGGGCGGACUUUAUCAUGGACAUCAUGGUGGACGGCACCUUCUACAAGGUGUUUGUCCUCAAGAGGCCCGGGGUGGAUGCGUUCCUCGAGCGCGUGGCGAAGCUAUACGAGGUCAUCAUCUUCACGGCGAGCCUGCCGCAGUACGCAAAUCCUCUCCUAGACGUGCUGGAUCCGAAGGGUACGAUCACAUCGAGGCUCUUCCGAGAGCACUGCACCUUCCACGAAGGCUACUUCGUCAAGGACCUAACCCUGCUCCGUCACCAGUCGCUGGAGUCAACAAUCAUCGUCGACAACUCUCCGAUGGCCUACAUGUUCCAGCCGGAGAACGCCAUUGACUGUAUCAGCUGGAUCGACGACAGGGAGGACACGGAACUGGACGUGAUUGCCUCUUUCCUGGAGACCAUCGUCGAUGUCCCGGAUGUCCGCGACCUCUUAGAGUUCUGGCGAGAGGGAGCCGCCGUUCUGGACAACAUUUCCUCCUGA
Molecule: messenger RNA, 1449 nt
Organism: Ectocarpus siliculosus
Lineage: Eukaryota; Phaeophyceae; Ectocarpales; Ectocarpaceae
Source: the annotation of a GenBank genome assembly